This is a messenger RNA of Diospyros lotus (date-plum), 1076 nucleotides long. Its product is annotated as membrane-anchored ubiquitin-fold protein 1-like. The transcript has 5 exons. The record is from RefSeq and is a predicted model, not a curated record. The coding region runs from base 460 to 813 and encodes 117 amino acids. Lineage: Eukaryota; Viridiplantae; Streptophyta; Magnoliopsida; Ericales; Ebenaceae.
AAAAAGAUCUGUCCAUUAUUCCAUGGACUUAGUAGGAGGGGGAUUGGAAGGAGGAGAAGACUCCAAAGGGCACCCGAAAACGAUGAAUUCUUUGACCAUCAUAGCCUUUGGGGACUUUGAAAACUCCGAAACAGCCUUGUUUCUGGGGAUUACUCUCAUCUCUUCCCUUCCGACUUUGUUUAUUCCAUAAACAUUUUUUGUUUUUACUUGGUUCCCUCUAAGGGAUUUGUUUUCUAUCUAUUCUUCUGUUGCUCAGAGGGUUUGAACCAAUAACAAGGAAGCCACCCAGAGUAGACAGAGAUGGAUUUGAAAUAGUUGUUGAUAUUAUGAAGAAGGGCUACUUUUAAGUACACGGAUUCUUGAUUGCUCGUAAGGAAGGUGUUGGAGAUUAUUGUUCCGAAGAAGUCUCAAGUGAAGAUCCUGGUGUUUGGACACUGAGAAUCUGUGAGAAAUUGGAGGAUGUCUGGAGUGCAGGAUCACUUAGAGAUUAAGUUCCGGUUGACCGACGGCUCAGACAUUGGCCCCAAAAGCUUUCCUGCUGCUACAAGUAUUGCAACGUUGAAGGAAAGCAUCCUUGCUCAAUGGCCUAAAGAGAAAGACAAUGGCCCAAGGACAGUAAAAGAUGUCAAGUUGAUCAAUGCAGGAAAAAUUCUGGACAACAACAGAACAGUUGGGGACUGCAGAAGCCCACUGUAUGAUAUUCCCGGCGGCGUUACAACCAUGCAUGUUGUGGUUCAACCCCCACCUCCAGGAAAAGAAAAGGUAGUGUCCACCGAGCCGAAGCAGAGCAAGUGUAUUUGUGUUAUAUUAUAGAUUGCUGUUUGAAGGGCUGAGCAAACAUCACUUGCAGGUGAAGGGCUCUCCAAGGGGUAGAGAUGUUUGUUUAAAUCACUGAAUUAAUUGCUGCCUAUGAAGGGCAGUUUGGUCACAUGCACAGUUAUCAUAAAAUGUUUUUAGAGCAAGAUCAUGUGUCCAAGAAACAACUUUUGCUUUCACAUCUUCUUGGCAUAUGUUGUUUAUUGUAAGUUCCCAAACCUUCCCACAUCUGCAUUCAAGACUUCCAGAUUCUUCACUUC